Alosa alosa (allis shad) is the source of this 1416-nucleotide messenger RNA. RefSeq lists its product as uncharacterized. The coding region runs from base 131 to 997 and encodes 288 amino acids. The record is from RefSeq and is a predicted model, not a curated record. Lineage: Eukaryota; Metazoa; Chordata; Actinopteri; Clupeiformes; Clupeidae. Gene Ontology annotation, molecular function: oxidoreductase activity. The transcript is spliced from 3 exons.
ACCAAAACCUUUUUCGAGCCCACCACGUGAGAGCUGUCAUUUGAAGACGUCGUCACGUCGACUCAGCGGGAAUAUUGAAAAUUUGGAUAGCCUCUUCACGAUUGCCGAAGGCUCUUUGUUGCUGGUCACCAUGCCCACCCUGCAGGACUGUGUCCAGCUGAACUGUGGCGUCCAGAUGCCCCUCCUGGGCUUGGGGACGUACAAGCUCCACGGAGACGAGCUGCGCCGGUCAGUGGACGCGGCGCUGGCCGCAGGGUACCGCGCCUUCGACACGGCCGCCGUCUACGGCAACGAGGCAGACCUGGGCCGAGCGCUGAGAGAGCUCCUGCCGCAGCACGGUCUCACGAGGGCCGACGUGUUCGUCACCAGCAAACUGGACCCGGCGGACCACGGCCCCCGUGCGCUCCACGGCUGCCAGCGGAGCGUGGACCGGCUGGACUGCGGCUCCGUUGACCUCUUCCUCCUGCACUGGCCCGGCACCGAGGGCUUGGACGCAGGAGACGCGCAGAACGCCGCCGACCGCGCGCAAAGCUGGACCGUCCUGGAGGACCUCCACCGCAGUGGAACAUUCCGGGCGAUCGGCGUGUCCAACUACACCACCGCGCACCUCCGCCAGCUCCUGGGCAGCUGCCGUGUGCCGCCUGCCGUGCUGCAGGUGGAGCUCCACCCGGCGCUGUGCCAGCCAGAGCUCCUGAGGGCGUGUGGCGAGGCGGGCGUGCGCGUCCAGGCCUACUCGUCCCUGGGGAAGGGCGCUCUGCUGCAGGAGCCUGAGGUGCGGGCGGUGGCGAGCUCGUGCGGACGCACACCUGCCCAGGUGCUGCUCAGGUGGGCGAUGCAGCAGGGCGUGGCUGUGUUGCCACGGUCGCGGGAGCCUCAGCGGGUGCAGGAGAAUGCGUGCGUGUUCGACUUUGAGCUGAGCCUACAGGACAUGCAGCGGCUCAGCCGCCUGGACAGCGGCAGGAGGUUCUGCAAGAGAGACCCGUCUUGUGUGGCCUAGAACCUCAUGGUACCCCCUCAUGUCAUAACAGGUACAAAUCCAGCCAGGUACCUGCUUUGGAACCUCAUGGUACCCCCUCAUGUCAGAACAGGUACCUGCUUUGGAAUGGAUGCGAUCAUGAGACCAAAUCAGCUGUUCUCUCAUUUCUAAUUGCUUCUGUCCAUCAUUGUACUGCUGUCAGUCAAUAGCAUUGGACAUGAUCUGGGUCAUAUGGACGUUAGCAUUUCUAUGGCUCUGGACAUGAUCUGGUUCAUCUAGACUUAAACAUUUCCAUGGUAACCAAGUACUUCGGAGCUUCCUGUUCAAAUUCCUGUUCUGAAUAAGUUCCACGUUUACCAGAAAGUUCCAGUUUCUAGGUUGGAUUUAUAGGUGUGUAUAAGUGAAACCUGGUAAGGAAGCACAAAACAACUUCUGCAGUC